Molecule: messenger RNA, 1672 nt
Organism: Truncatella angustata
Lineage: Eukaryota; Fungi; Ascomycota; Sordariomycetes; Amphisphaeriales; Sporocadaceae
Product: putative efflux pump antibiotic resistance protein
Exons: 4
Coding region: 1-1587 (528 amino acids)
Biological process (GO): transmembrane transport
Molecular function (GO): transmembrane transporter activity
Source: RefSeq, a predicted model, not a curated record
AUGGACGAGACUACUCCUCUUCUCCAAAGCCAGUCCCAUUCACUGUCGCAGAAGCGCCUCUUGGUUAUUUUUCCUGCACUCGCACUAAUACAAUUUACUUCUUUCCUUGACGCAACCGCUAUCUCGACGAGUCUGCCUGCUAUUGCGUCAGCGCUCGACCUUGGCGCCUCUAUCUCCCUUGUCGGCGCGAGCUUUCUCAUCACCAGCACCAGCAUUCAGCUGAUCAAUGGCAGACUGUCCGAUAUAUUCGGCCGCAAGGCCGCUCUCGUCACUGCGCUCUCCAUUAUGGGCGCCGGAAACUUGUGGAGCGGCUUCACCACCACGCCUGUCGCGCUAUUCGUCGCGCGUGCAUUCACCGGCUUCGGCGCGGGAGCCAUCAAUGCGCUCGUGCAAGUUGCCAUCGCAGACAUUACGACGCUGGAGCAGCGCGGAUACUAUUUCGGCAUGAUUGGGGUAGCGGUGGCGUUAGGAAAUGGGUUGGGUCCUCUCAUCGGCGGAGUGCUCACCAAGACAAUGGGAUGGCAGUGGGCAUUUUGGUUUGUCUGUCCGUUGUGCAUCAUCGCUAUAUCCUAUCUUAUGGUCGUCUGGCCCCACCGAAACCGAACGCCAGCUGGAAACAGGAUCUGGGAUAAGCUGAAAUUGGUGGAUUGGGCAGGAGCCGGGGCGAGUUCGCUUAGCAUUUCAUUGCUUCUGGUAGGCAAUGAAUUACACAGGCAGUACGGAUCUACCAUAUCCUGGACCUCGCCUGCGGUGGUAAGCAUGCUCAUCGCUGGCGCCAUGCUCUUUGGUGUCUUUCUGGCGAUCGAGUGGCGCUUCGCGAAGCUACCCCUAAUGCCAAUUCAAUUGUUCCGGUACAAUCGCUCCACUACGACGCUCAUAUGCAUCAACGUCCUAAUCGGCUGGGUUUACUGGGGCAAUCUAUUCGUUCUCCCGCUAUAUCUACAAAAUGUUCGUGGAUCGAGCCCUGCCCAGGCUGGAAUAUUGAUGCUUCCCAUGGUCAUCACCCAUGGGCUUACAUCAGGCCUGACUGGAGUUCUCAUAUCUAUGUUGAAACAUUAUAAACCUAUCAUCGUCACAGGAGCCAUCUGUUGGUUCUUAGCAGCCGUGGCAAAGAUGAAUUAUAAUCAAUCGACGCCAAUUUGGCAAAUUAUCGUGGUCGGUGUCUUUGACGGCAUAGGUGUAGGUUGUUCGCUGCAGCCAGUCCUCAUUGGUAUCUUCGCAGGAACCGAUAAUAAAGAUCGAGCGGUUCUCACUGGACUACGAAAUUUCUUUAGAGAUAUGGGCGGGGCAACUGGUACUACAGUUUCGGGAGCUAUCUUAAGCAACGUGCUGUCUGGCCAAUUGAAAUCGAGAUUCAGUGAGAGUUUCAUCUUGCAACUAAUCUCCUCAGUCUUCGUUUUAAAAGACUUGCACCUCACCGACGAGGAGAUGGACAAGAUAACUCAAGGUUACAUGAAAGGUCUUCAUGCUUUGUUUCUCUCUUUCGUUGUGAUAACCUUCAGCCAUCUUUGUGCUUCUCUGUGUAUUCGAGAUUAUGGAUUGAAACAAGGCAAAGCACAACGACAGAGGACAAAUGUCGAGGAAUAGGAGAGAGCGCAAAGCAAGCCCGAGGAACAACGCCAAUCUAGUUUUACCUCAUUUUUUGAACAAGUGCAAUUGAAAUCAAUCCAUG